Messenger RNA from Bathycoccus prasinos, 2622 nucleotides. Its product is annotated as potassium efflux system protein. Gene Ontology annotation, biological process: proton transmembrane transport; potassium ion transport. NCBI's taxonomy places the organism in Eukaryota, Viridiplantae, Chlorophyta, Mamiellophyceae, Mamiellales, Bathycoccaceae. The record is from RefSeq and is a predicted model, not a curated record. The coding region runs from base 1 to 2622 and encodes 873 amino acids. The transcript has a single exon. Gene Ontology annotation, cellular component: membrane; chloroplast. Gene Ontology annotation, molecular function: potassium:proton antiporter activity.
AUGGCACUUUUACUAACGGGAUCGAGAGUGCCGAUGAGGUCAACGUCGGACGCUUCUUCUUCUUCUUCUUCUUCUUCUUCUUCGAAGUUUACCCUCGCGACGGCGAAAAGAGGAAAAGGAGGCAAAGAAGGAAAACACAACGCGCGGCGAUGCGGUGCCUUUGCGAAGACGACGAGUGCGACGACCACCGCCACGCCUUCUGCCGCGAAUGAUGAUUUGACCUCCUCGUCGAAGACAUCGUCGUCGGCGGUGGUCUUUCGACAUCAUCAUCAUCCUCGCAAAAGUCGAAACGACGCUUUGAAACCGCUGAAAGCGAUGACGAACGACAGCGAGUACGACGAGAGCGAGACCACACCGAGAGGAGACGACGAAGGUGUCAUCGAUAUUUCCGCGAUUUCCGUCGGCGACUCGUUCGAUUCUUCUUCUUCUUCUUUGAAUUCUUCAGAAGAAGAGGAAAAAGUGGUCCAAGAAGAGAAACCGGUGGACGCGUUUUUGGAUACGCCGCCGCCGGCGUUUUUUUCCUCCCCUCCGGAGAAGAAAGCGGUUUUACCGGACGAAACGUUGUCGCAGACGAACAACGAUUCAGAAGUGAUUACGAGUUUAGUGACGACGAAGAAUCAAUCGGGCGGGAAAGGGAAGUUUUUGUUUUCGUUUCGGGACGCGAAGAGGUUUUUCGGGACGUUUAUGUUAAUCGCGGUUGGUGGGUUGGCGUUGCCGAUUCCGGCGUAUCGACACUUUGCGAAUACGACGACGAGUUUAGUGAGCGGGAAGAUAUCGCAAGCGACGGAUUUUGUGCAGCAACUGGUGCCAGAGUCGGAGAAGGCGAUUGCGAGGCACGCUGCGCACGAAGCGGAGGAGACGGGGAUGCGAGAUGCGCUGUUUUUGAUGAUUACGGCCAUUUUUUGCGUGUAUGCGGUCUCGAAAGUGCCCGGCGGGUCUCCAGUGGUUGGUUUUUUGCUCGGAGGGGCGUUGAUUGGCCCGUACGCGACUGGAAUUAUCACGCACGUCUCGCAAGUGAAAGUGCUCGCGGAAUUUGGGGUUAUUUUCUUGCUCUUUAACAUCGGUUUGGAAUUAUCGUACGACCGUUUGGUGUCCAUGGCGAAAUUUAUUUUUGGGAUGGGCGCGUUGCAAGUGAUCAUAUCGACGUUGGCGAUUGCCUCGUUUGGCGUCGCUUUGGGUGGGUUGACGUUACCGGCGGCGUUGUGCGUCGGGGUGGCGUUGGCGUUUUCGAGUACCGCCGUGGCGUUGCAAGUAUUGCAAGAUUCCGGGGAAUCACAAACGAGACACGGGAGAGCGACGUUUUCAGUGCUGUUGUUUCAAGAUUUGUCCGUGGUGAUGGUGUUUAUGCUCGUGCCGUUGUUAGCCGGACCGGAUGCGAGCAACGUCGGCGCGAUUGCGUUGGCCUUGUGUAAAGCGGUGGCGAAGACAGUCGUGGCGGUUGUCGGUAUUAUUUUUGCCGGUCGCGCGGUUUUAAAACCAGUAUAUAAUCGAAUCGCGAGUAUUUCCGAUGAAAUCAUGCUGGCGUUGACGUUGACGUGCGCUUUAGGGACGGCGUUGUUGACGCAAUCGCUCGGGUUGAGCAUGGCGCUCGGCGCGUUUCUCGCCGGUUUGCUCUUGGCAGAAACGGAGUUUCAUUUACAAGUCGAAGCGGAUAUCGCACCCUUUCGCGGUUUACUCUUGGGAUUGUUCUUCAUGACGGUCGGGAUGACCAUCGAUCCGCGUUUGUUAGUCUCUUCGCUUUGGGAGAUUCUCGCCAUUGUCGUGUGCUUGGUACUCGGGAAACUCGGGGUUAUUUUCGCCAUCGGCCCGAUUUUCAACGUCUCGCGUUUGAAUUGUUUUCGAGCGGGAUUGUACAUCGCGCCAGGAGGCGAAUUUGCGUUCGUGACGUUCGCAGAAGCCAUGCGAGUCGGUUUAUUAAGCACGACGUUAAUCGCGAAAGUAUCCCUGGCGGUUUCGAUUUCCAUGGCGAUUACGCCGUACCUCGCCAUUUUAGGACAACGAAUGGCCAAGAUGAAAAAAGCCGGGACGCCGCAAGCGACGACGAUCGCUGCGCAAGUCGAAGGUCAAGUCGAAGAGUUGAGUGGACACGUGAUUAUUGGUGGUUACGCGCGCAUGGGCCAAAUUAUUGGCGAAGUGUUAUCGGAAGCUAACGUACCUUUUGUCGCUUUAGAUACCAACGCGGACAACGUGAGAAUCGGGAGGAAGAGCUCCAAGACGGUGUUUUUUGGUGACGUCUCUUCAAAGACAGUUUUAGAAGCCGUUCGCGCGGAUACGGCGGCGGCGGUCGUCUUGACGACGACGAAUGAAUUCGCCGUCGCGACUUUACGCAGAGAGUAUCCGCACAUCGACGUGUACGUUCGCGCGAAGGACGUCCAAUCUGGAUUGAGGCUCGAGAAAGCGGGCGUGAAGGUGGUGGUGGACGAAACGUUAGGGCCAGCGCUUUUACUCGCCGAACGCGUCAUGCUUAAAAAAGCAUCGAUGAGUAGACAAGAGGUGAAGUCACAGUUGGCCAAAUAUCGCAAGAAGCACGGUUGGCAAACGAUGAGCUAUGAGGAGUUCGAGGAGCAAAUUUUGAACAUUCAAAGCCCGGUUCCACCGAUGCCUCCUGGUACAACAGUUUAA